Lactuca sativa (garden lettuce) is the source of this 522-nucleotide messenger RNA. RefSeq lists its product as uncharacterized. NCBI's taxonomy places the organism in Eukaryota, Viridiplantae, Streptophyta, Magnoliopsida, Asterales, Asteraceae. Gene Ontology annotation, biological process: proteolysis. Gene Ontology annotation, molecular function: aspartic-type endopeptidase activity. The record is from RefSeq and is a predicted model, not a curated record.
AUGGCUACUUCGACAUUGUUGUGUCUCGUGUUGCUGCAUGUUGUUGGUGUUCUUGGGUUUUCGGUGACUCUAAAGCUGGAAAAAUCGUUUCCCACCAACCAUGGCGUUGAGUUGAAACGACAUGCGGAAAGAGAUGGUUUAAGACGUCGUAGAAUACUACACAAGUAUUCUGAUCCAAAUGUGGUUGUUGGAUUUGGAGUAUUAGGAACGUACGAUCCUUUUGAUGUUGGGAAGCGACUUGUUGUGGGUAGGUUGCAAACCCUGCCAACAUCAUCCACACUACAAAUUCCUAUUACUAUCUAUGAUCCUGCAAGCUCCUCCACAUCUUCUCCUAUCUUAUGUUCGGACGAAAGAUGUUCUCCGAAAUCCAACUCAUGUUUCGAUAAUCAAUACACCUACGAUCUCCACUAUGGAGAUGGUAGUGGAACAUCAGGUUAUUAUGUAUCCGAAUUGAUGCAUUUUAAAAUAGUUGUUGGCGAGACAUAUGUCUUAAACACUUCAGCUUCAGUUUUAUUUGGGUAA